AUGAAAGUCAAGGUCUUGAAUCGAGCGCCUGCGGCAUCGCAGCACCAACAGCGGAACCAUGACCCAGCCCUGCACCCGUUCGAGCAGGCGCGAGAGUACACGCGAGCUCUGACGGCGGCCAAGUUGGACCGCAUGUUUGCGGCACCGUUCAUAGCGCAGUUGGGAGCCGGCCACCAGGACGGCGUGUACUGCCUGGCCAAGGACGUGGAGACGACAGACCGACUCGCCUCAGCAAGUGCAGACGGUAUUGUCAAGGUCUGGGACCUGUCAACCCGGGCCGAGACGCAGCGGGCAAAAGCACACGAGGCGCGGCAGGGAAUGGUCAAGGGCAUCUCUUGGAUCAAGAAUCAGAGCGGACGGUACCUCGUUUCCUGCGGUACGGACCGGAACAUUUCUGUGAUCGACACAGCAACGGGCGCUGUGACGUCGGGUCUCGGCGACUGCGCAUUCACGUCGGUUUCGAGCCACCGGACCACACCGACGGCCGUAGUGUCUGGGUCAUCGCGGAUAUUCGUAUACGAUGUGUCGCGGCCAACACCGACGGUGACGGAGACGCUGCAGUGGCCCAAGUCGGUCGACACGAUCACGGCCAUCCGGCUGAACCAGGUGGAGACCAGCAUACUGGGAACCUGCGGCAGCGACCGCAGCCUGGUUUUCUUCGACCUGCGGACAUCAAUGCCGGUGCACAAGACGGUGCUGAACUUUGCGUGCAACGAUCUGGCGUGGAACCCGCAGGAGGCCAUGAACUUUGCCGUGGGCAGCGAGGACUACAACAUUUACCACUUUGACAUGCGCAACAUGCAGCGCUCGCGCAACAUCCAAAAGGGCCACACGGGCGCGGUGAUGUCUCUGGACUUCAACCCGACGGGCACGGAGCUCGUCAGCGGCUCCUGGGACCGCACGAUCCGGCUGUUCAAGACGGACCAGGGCACAAGCCGCGACAUCUACCACACGAAGCGGCAAGGCCGGGUGCAGGCAGUGGCUUGGUCGCCAGACUCCAACUACAUCCUGACGGGCUCGGACGAGGGCAACGUGCGGCUCUGGCGGGCCAACGCGUCGCAGCGUCUGGGCAUCAAGUCGGCGGCAGAGAAGACGAAGCUCGAGUACGACGCGACGCUCAAGGAGCGGUACCAGCACAUGCCGGAGGUGCGGCGGAUCCUGCGGCAUCGCCAUCUGCCCAAGGUGGUCAAGAAGGCACAGGACAUCAACCGGGAGAUGCUACAGUCGAUCAAGCGCAAGGACGAGAACCGGCGGAAGCACAGCAAGGCCAAGGAUGCCAAGCGGGCGUCGGCGCGCGACCAAAUGAUCCUGGCCAAUGUCAAAUAG
Grosmannia clavigera kw1407 is the source of this 1326-nucleotide messenger RNA. RefSeq names its product small nucleolar ribonucleoprotein complex subunit. Gene Ontology annotation, molecular function: protein binding. The transcript is spliced from 5 exons. Gene Ontology annotation, cellular component: small-subunit processome; nucleolus. The record is from RefSeq and is a predicted model, not a curated record. Gene Ontology annotation, biological process: maturation of SSU-rRNA from tricistronic rRNA transcript (SSU-rRNA, 5.8S rRNA, LSU-rRNA). The coding region runs from base 1 to 1326 and encodes 441 amino acids. NCBI's taxonomy places the organism in Eukaryota, Fungi, Ascomycota, Sordariomycetes, Ophiostomatales, Ophiostomataceae.